GGGGGUAGCUCUCACCCUCACUCUAACAUCUACUACCAACCUCUGCCAGCUCUUGGUGUCAUUUGGUGUUUGGAUUAUUUGACUUUGUGUGUGUUUGUGUGAUACUUGAACUGUAUUGAAAAGAUGGCAUCAGCAAAUGAUUCCAAGUGGCAGAAGGAUGCCGCAGACCAGAACUUUGAUUAUAUGUUUAAACUGCUCAUCAUAGGAAAUAGCAGUGUGGGAAAGACUUCCUUCCUGUUCCGAUACGCUGACGAUUCGUUUACGUCAGCUUUCGUCAGUACUGUCGGCAUUGACUUCAAAGUAAAAACUGUGUUCAGACAAGACAAGCGGGUCAAACUCCAGAUAUGGGAUACGGCGGGCCAGGAGCGAUACCGCACUAUCACGACAGCCUACUACAGAGGUGCUAUGGGAUUUAUCUUAAUGUACGACGUCACAAACGAGGAGUCCUUCAACGCUGUCAUGGACUGGUGUACACAGAUAAAGACUUACUCAUGGGACAAUGCCCAGGUUGUGCUGGUUGGCAAUAAAUGUGACCUUGAAGAUGAGAGGGUCGUAUCCACGGAGAGAGGGAAGCAGUUAGCAGAUCAGAUAGGUUUAGAAUUUUUUGAAACUUCAGCAAAGGAGAAUAUAAAUGUGAAGGCGGUGUUUGAACGCUUGGUGGACAUCAUCUGUGACAAAAUGUCUGAGAGUUUGGACCAGGAUCCUUCCCUUGUAAACAGUCAGACCAAAGGAACACGACUUACUGAGAAUCCCAAUCCAGAGAGUGGCAGUUGUCAGUGCUAGGGACUUAAUCCCUCCUACCCUCUCCCGGGCAUUCUGAACUGUAAUUAGUGACACCCAUCAUAAAUAUUACGCUGAAAAAAAAACUCAUCUACUCUAUAAGAACUGUUGUAUGAACGGCAUAGUGCAAUUGAUGGAUUGAGAAUGUUAUGCAAUAUAUUCUAGUAUUAAGGAGUUGUUGUUCUUGUUAGGGUAGUCUAAUGUCAGGAACUGUUUGUAUAUCUCCCUACUCUGUAUUCCUAGGAAGCACAUUAUUAAUCAAAGCAUGAUGUAUAAAAUGUUAUUGCACAUUUCUCACAAUUUAGUUUUACAAAGUGUGGAUGAUAUUUUUUGAAGUAUGGAGAUUUUUUAGUUAUGUGUUAAAAUUCAUCAGAUAGAGAGAUUAUCAUUUUUACGCAAUUUAUGUCUGAUUUUAUGACCUACAUGAAUGUUCCAGUCAUUGACAGCUGAGGGUGGUCCCUAUAUAGAGUUCUUGUGAUCAACUUUGUGAUGUAUUAAUCAAAUUAAUGUUGAUGUAUGUGAUUGAAACCAAGUCUCUACUUAGGGAAAAAACCCCAUCCAGAAUCUCUUAUAUCAUUUUGCUUAACAGUUUGCAAAGUUUAUGUUACUUAUUUUUUGAUUUGUUAUUUAAAAAAAGACAUAUGUUAGACUAAGUUUGUAUUUUGUUUAUAUUUUUGGUGACAUUCCAACAGCAGGGUGUUCAUGUAGCAUUUCUUGGUUUACAAUGGCUUUGUCUCAUGAGACAGGUGCUUCCAAGAGAUUAGGUUCACAGAUGUAUAUCUAAAGAAAUCCAAAAGGUAGUCAUACAACACUACCAAGUUCAAGCAAAAGGACAUAAAGGUGCUCACACUAAGCUGUUAACAUUUGGUCUUUAUUUAAAGAAAUCCCAAAAGUUAAAUCCGUUUACAUUCAUAAGAAAUCCACAUGUACCUUAUACUUAUUAUGGCUACAGAUUCUGAUGCUUUGCUCUCCAGAAAUCUUAUGUAUUAGAAUCUUUGGUUGUGGUGUAUUUAUAUCAGUUAUAUAUUAUGUUUAUAUGUUUACUGUUGUUUAUAUUUUUGUUAAUUAUUUCUACAUAUAUACAUGCAUGUAAAUGUUAUAUACAUUCCAAAGUUUAUCUCUUUACUGUGGUUGUGAAUUUUGUUUCUGUUUUAUGCUCAUUAAUUUAAUCUGAAUUGAAGCCAAUAUCCCGAAACCAAAUUGUAAAGCUAUAGGAAAACCUCCAUCUGUAAUUUAGGUAGCUGCUGAGAGAUCAGAUACUAAGUAAUUAAUCUGCAUUGUUGUUGUCAAAUUCCAUAAGGCUGCUAGGGUAUGUGAAUCAUUGGGUCCUUCCAUUUUGUCAGUGUUUUAAAAACAUUGAAAUUCUUGUUUUGAGAAACAUGGAUGGAAUUGCUUUUGUAUUACAUGUUCUAAUUCAUAAUAAUGAUUGAAGAUAUUACUGACAUUGUAUUUUAAAUAUUUUUCUGAUGAGUAGAAAAAAGGAAUUAUUUUGUGUAGAAUAGAGGUCAUUUGCAUAUUUUCAAUGGAUUUGAGUAAAGUUUUUACAGUAAAUCUAAAUGCUGAAUACAUUUAAGACACAAUCUGUAUUGUAUGUAAAUCAUACAUCGUUAAAACUUUUGACAAAUUUCUCAUUAUUAUGGAAGGAAUGAAGCCUGAUGUCAUGGUGACAUAUAUGAGAGGUCUUUCCGCUCUGUAGAAUCUCAGCACUGUAGUAGCCUCUUGUGUAUGUUUGUUUGUCUGUGUGUUUGAUCAGACUAGAUCUUGUUAAUCAAUAGUAACAGACCAAUAAACUGGUAACAGUG
Molecule: messenger RNA, 2582 nt
Organism: Saccostrea echinata
Lineage: Eukaryota; Metazoa; Mollusca; Bivalvia; Ostreida; Ostreidae
Product: ras-related protein Rab-3
Exons: 5
Coding region: 124-783 (219 amino acids)
Biological process (GO): protein localization to plasma membrane; protein secretion; regulation of exocytosis
Cellular component (GO): synaptic vesicle; plasma membrane; endosome
Molecular function (GO): GTP binding; GTPase activity
Source: RefSeq, a predicted model, not a curated record